AUGGCUCAUUUGUUCUUUUGCAAAUUGCUGCUUAACUUAUUCUUAGAAGAUGAGUUGGAGGUUGUUCUUAAUGAUGAUGAAGGAUCAACAUCGAGGCAUCAUGGCAAUUACCAAUGUCGUAAGUAUAUUCGACAUGAUCAUAUUCAAGAGCACAGAAGGCUAUUUUGUGACUAUUUUGCAAGAAUACUAGUAGAUCCCUCGAAUCUAUUUCCUAUUAGUCGUUUGCUAUUUCUUCGUAUUCAACAUGAGGUUGAGGCUAACGAGCUCUACUUCAUCCAAAGAAGAGAUAAUGCUGGAAGACUUGGUUUAUCUUUUAUGCAAAAGAUAACUGCUGCACUUAGAAUGCUUGCGUGUGGAGUAAUUGGUUCACAUAAUGAUAUCAAUAUGCUAGAAAGAUCUUUCAUUUUUCCAGAACUUGCCCAAGGGCAUGCUCCUCCAGUAAAUUACUCAAUCAAUGGAAAUGAUUACACUAUGGGGAACUAUAUUGCUGAUGGUAUUUAUCCAAAGUAG
Messenger RNA from Juglans regia (Persian walnut), 510 nucleotides. RefSeq lists its product as uncharacterized. NCBI's taxonomy places the organism in Eukaryota, Viridiplantae, Streptophyta, Magnoliopsida, Fagales, Juglandaceae. The transcript has 2 exons. The coding region runs from base 1 to 510 and encodes 169 amino acids. The record is from RefSeq and is a predicted model, not a curated record.